AUGUCUGAUUACCAGUCACUCUCAAGUUCACAAGAUGCUGAUGAGCUUUCAUCAAGACUCACCGUCCCCAUGUUGAACACGGUAUAUGAAUUCGACGCACCAAAAGAGGCUCACGCAGAUUCCAUCUUCCACUACAUGACCAGUACAGGGAGGGGUCCUACCUCCAUCUGCUUAGAAGUCUUAUCAUACAUAACUCCUGUCGGACCGGAAGGGGAGAUUGAUGUGGGCAAACAGUUAAGUCACAAAUUGGUGAUUCAGGCCAGAGUGUACCUUAAGCAUCAUGGUGAAGCUACGUCCGAGUGGCAGUCUGUUCGAGAGGUGACUGACAAAGACUAUGUCCAGGGGGUAGUGCAAUCUAGGGAGAGGAUUUUCAAGCAUUUGCACAGGAUGGAGGGAACCCAGGUACCAAAAGAUUUUGGUCGAUUGAGCCAGUUCAGAGGGGAAAAAGACCUACCCGCGGGCUUCUUACUGGAUGCGCACGGUCCAUCUAUAACAUCCAGAUAUGGUCUUCACUAUGGAGGCAUGGUUACGGCUGGUUUAGCUCAUGCCCUGAGAGACGAGAGUAAGGGUGACAAAGACGCAUAG
Messenger RNA from Tremella mesenterica DSM 1558, 585 nucleotides. RefSeq lists its product as uncharacterized. Bases 1 to 585 code for a protein of 194 amino acids. The transcript is spliced from 2 exons. The record is from RefSeq and is a predicted model, not a curated record. NCBI's taxonomy places the organism in Eukaryota, Fungi, Basidiomycota, Tremellomycetes, Tremellales, Tremellaceae.